UCGAAUCGGAUGGAAGGAAGGCAGCCAGGCAGGCCCCGCUGCCCGACUGACCGUCCUCGACGUCUGUUGUACCUUUACUCCGGUCUAAGCGUUCUUCAGGAACGUACGUGCCGUUCUCCCAACCGCGCGAUCCCGCCUCGCAAAGGCAGACGUCAACCGUGACCGGUGUAACAACGUGCAUACUCUCUGUCUCUUUGCUCUCGAGUCGAAACCGCAUCUUCGUUACAGAUAGAAACAUUGGUCGCUGACAAAAACCAGACCAACAUCUUUGUUUCUUCAAUCCUGCGUCUCUGUUCCUCGUUCAAACAGGAUUCUGUACUUUUUUUUUUUAUCAUUAUUACUCAUCGCGUAAAACGACGAUACCAGUGAUAUGGCACAGCUGAUCAGCGUCAAGCUCUCCAGAUUCGACGGAUCUCCCUGGGGCUUUCGUCUUCAGGGCGGCAAGGAUUUUGGCACUCCGCUGAUCGUGCAGAAGGUUAAUACCGGUUCACCAGCCGAAGCAGCUGGUCUGAAGGCCGGCGAUGCAGUUAUCAGGGUGAACAACACCGAGAUGUACAAUCUGAGGCACAAGGACGCUCAGGAUGUUAUCGUCAGAGCUGGGAACAAUUUCGAGUUGACCGUACAGAGAGGUGGCGGUACCUGGAAGCCACACGUGUCACCGAUAAGUUCGAGUCUACCUUCACCAUCGCCCACGGGGAUGAGCAAUAUUGCUCCAGUUACCAAGACAUCCCUGGCAGCCAAGAAACAGGACGGAUCGCACAUCGGAAGCGGUCACAAUUUCAGUCCAAAACCAUUCCUGAAUGGAACGGGAGAUGGUUCGAUUAAAUCUAUCGUUAACAAACAGUACAACAGCCCAGUGGGUAUCUACAGCGAGGAGACCAUCGCGGAAACCCUGUCUGCGCAAGCGGAAGUGCUAGCAGGAGGUGUGCUUGGAGUGAACUUCAAAAAGAACGAGAAGAACUACAACGCGGAGAACAGUGAGGUGUUCAAAAUGGUCCAGGAAGCGGACAAAGAACCAAAGACGCCGGAACCUGUUCCUCCGAGAACAGAGUUUUACUCGUCGGUGAGCCACGCGAUUGGCGGAAGGGCCACAUCGCCGAGAUCACCCACGCCUCUCUUUCAUUACCUCCACGGUAGAGGUCCGGCCUCCAAUUCCAAUGAAACUUCUGCGAAACGUCAAGUCCAACGACAGGAGUCCUCUUCUCCCGGCUCAGUGUCAUCGUCAGCUGUCCGUUGUAGCAACUGCGACCGAGUGAUCGUGGGUGUCUUCGUCAGGAUCAAGGAUAAGAAUCUUCACGUGGAGUGUUUCAAGUGCUCCACCUGUGGCACUUCGUUGAAGAACGUCGGCUAUUACAACAUUAACAACAAAUUGUACUGCGAUAUACACGCGAAAUUAGUCGCCAGGCAAAAUGCACCUUCUGGAAUGGUUCCGGUCACUAUACCGCCAGGUGGAAAGGCUCCAGCGAGCACGAUUUCCGCUGCACUCGCCAAUGCACCGUUGUCUCCAUCUCUGAGCAAUCACGCAUUGUCGCCUCAACCAUUCUCUGCUUGCAAUCGUACGAGUCCCGAUUUCGGAUACCCGAAUUCCCGGCUGUCGUCCCUGAAUAGAAACGGAUGCAUCAGCAACGGGAACUGCCACUGGGAAUCGAAAACGUUUACGAGCACGAUCACCAUUCAGACGGGUUGCACAGAGGUUCGCAAUAACCCCGUGAAUUUUUACGCGACUCCCACCCGCCUUGGCACUACGCCCGUCGAUCCACCCAGUUUCCGAUCAGUCCAGGCUCCAACGUCGAACAAUUUAAUUGGUCCUAAGCCCUUCGGAGGAUCGAGUACUUUGUCAUCGAAUCUAUCAUCACCUCCGCUAGCGAACUCGGGGAAUAGCACUCUGCCACGACCACAGAGUCAGACUGUGACCGAAAACACGACGGAAACCCACGAAAAGUCCUACUAUUACGAGAUCAUCGAGAACACCAAAACCGAGUACCCUCCAAGCUCUGUAAAAUCGAAAAGCCUCAACUGGCCACCACCGAAGCCCAUAGAAGACGUCACCUAUCCUACCGCCAGUCCUUUGUACAUCGAUCCCAAUCCCGCCCUUGAUCAAAGAAGCACGCAAGCGGUGAAAGAAAAGAGAGCCUGCAUAGAGGCCUGUGAGAGAGCUCUGUCGCGAAAGAGGUGCGAAAGCACCGAUCGAGAGGUGGAAAGAGUCACCAGACAGUGUUAUCGCUUCGGCGAGGACCCGAUGGACCGUGUCAGUUGUCCAGGACCCGCUUACAGAAAGGUCGAGCUGGUGCAAACCACCGGUAGACAAUCGAGAAGCGAGGUAACAUCGAGACCCAGCUCGGCAGACAGUCUCAGGAGAUCUUUGACACCGACUAGAAUCGUCCAGCCUAUACCUAAGCCAUGGACAGCCACUGUUACCACAGGAGGUAACCUCUACGAGCAGAGCUAUGCGGGAAUCGAGCCACCAAAGGUGUGCAAGAAGUACCAUCACAAGGAGAUUUGUCAGAGGGAGAGAAUAUGCGAGAGGAACCAACCAUUCAGAGAGGAACAUCGUUCGUACAAGUCUGAGGUUUGUAGAUUGGAACAGACUAUCUGCGACAAGCCCCCGUUGCCCACUCAGCACACGGUGAAGCAGCAAGAGGAGAAAGAAGAGAUCACGGAGAUUGAUAAAGAGGUGACUGACCUGAGACCAGCGGAUGAAAUCGAGGACAACGGUGUGGGAAUUAAGGGGGAGCAUGAUUACUUCACCGAGGCAUCGGAGGAAGACGUAGACGGAAUGCACGUGAAGAAGAAGAUGACCUUUGAGAAGACUAUCGAGAAGAAUCCGUCUCCUGCGAGACCUAGUACUCCCAUGGUGGAAGAAGCAAGGGAAGAAACUAGGGAGGAAUCCCAGGAAGAAAUGGUGGAAACUUCUGAAGAAACGUACGCUAGAAGAACUGCUACACACAUUGACAGAGAAGUUGACGAGACGACUGAAGAAAAGACAGUGGUCGAAUCUGCCGAAGUGGUGACCACAGCGGUGGAUGUAACACAGAUGGUAGAACAGGCUAAACGGGAAGAAGAGGAGAGAAAGCGAGAGGAGGAGGAAGAAGAGAGACGAAAGAAGGAAGAAGAGGAGAGAAGAAGACGAGAGGAGGAAGAAGAAAGAAGAAGACGGCAAGAAGAGGAAGAAAGAAGAAGACAGGAGGAGGAGGAACGAAGCAGACAGGCGGCCUACGAGGAAGAAGCGGAGGAAGUGGAAGAAAUUCGUGAACAACCCCUGGGAAGAACAGUUGUCCGCGAAGAAAGAGUGACGGAAGCUGAGAGCGACACUCCAGGACAAAAGAAACUCAUCAAAGAGACGUACGAGGAAAUCACGGAAGAAGUACUGGUUCAAGAACGAGUUAGAAGAAAGGCAGCCAUCGAGAGUGAACGCAAGAAGAGUUUAAGAGAACAGGUACAGGUACAUAAAAGUUUGAGAGAUCAACAGGCACCGACAAAGGAUCGACGUGUAUGCUCCAAGUAUCCUCCAGCCGCAGAAGUCAUGGAAACUAAUAAGAAACGCGUUCAGUUCGUGAAGCAGACAGAGAGUGGUCCAAAACCGAUACCACACUCUGCUCUUCAGAACGCCACUGCAAAGGAGUGGAAGUCUGAAAUGGUGAACGCUUUGACAACCGCUCCUGACCGACCUUUCACGCCUCUCAGUACAUCUUCCAGCGUGAAAGAAGUGUACACGGAAGAGACUAUAUACUUGGAUCGUAGAUGUCGACCUAAACCACAGCCACAAGAUCUUCGACCGAUUUCUCCGUUCCAGGAAGCGCUCAUGAUCGCUCCGGAACGUCCUUAUACGCCUCUCAGUCGAGAAAUUGGACCUGAGGACCAGAAUAUCGCCAGUCGUUCGCAGACUCCGGUAAUCCAGGGUGAUGGAAGUCAAUACUGUCCACCUGCUGAUAUCCUUUACGGCGAAGGAAAGCGGAAAACUGCGCCUUCUCCUAAACUACCUGGUCCUAGACCUUUGCCAACUCCUCCACCUGACUAUCGCCUGAGGGAUUCUUCUCCAUCUCCGAUUAGAUCGCGACCUCAGACGCCCAGUGCUAAAAUAACAGCUACUUUGAAGAAACCAGACACGAUUCCAUCGUACCAGAAGCACUUGGUCGCUAUGAGGAAAAGCGCAGUGGAAAGUCACACGUACGAACCUCCGAGAACUCCAACUCCAACCCCAGGAAGAUCGAAAUCACCUGCUUUUGGACCACCAGAACCUCCUCCAUGUUACAUGAAAGCUCACGCUCCAAGGAUAAGAGAGGAUCCUCCUCCACCUAAGCAACAUAGUUCUAUACACUUCCCUACGAAGAAGAGCGUGUCUUACAAAAUAGACGAAGACACCGACGACGGACACAGACACGCAGAGUAUGCUGCUAGCAAGACUGUAGACUUUGACGAGAAACGAACAGCCGAUGCUGGAAAAGAGCCUACAGACGCGCUUCAUGCUCAGUACCAAGAAAAGAGAUACAUGACCAGCGAAGAAACGAACGAGAGCAAGCAGGCGAUAACAAAAAGAUCCCUCGAAGUCGCCGAAGACUUUGAGAGAUGUGAAAAGAGAGUACCAGCUCGGCCUCUUCCAGAACAACGAGAGAAACCACCUAAACCAACGUACUGUGCUAUUGGAAGGACAAGUCCUUCUUAUCAAUCCUCUCUGCCUUGUCCUCUGUCUUCGAAAACAGAAUCAAGCUCUGCUCAACCAGUCUACAGUAGCUCGACGGAAGUACGUCACGUUAACUACGGAACUCCACAAUCCAAGACCUGCCCAGACACCGGUGUAACAGUCUUACCCUGCAAAGCUCACUCUGACCAGGGUACCAAGGCAGGAGUAGUGGUGGUACCAUGCGAAGGACCCAACACUAGCUGCCAAAAAUCAGGCGUAUGCGUGGUACCAACGUCAGAUCGUUCCGGAGUCUGUGUCUCUCCCUGCUUCGGUAUGCAAACCGGAAGCUGUGCCCUGUCCGACGGUUGUUGCGGCCAACCAGGAGGUCGUUGCGGCCGAGAAUCCGCCUGCGACAUCGAGAUUCCAAACUGUCCAGAGUCUGGAAUCUGCGUAGCACCUUGUGCAGAUGGAUCAGUGUGCGUGGCACCCUGCAGCAAACCUGGUCUACCCGCUUCGAAGAAACUUCCCUAUCCUCAGAUCCCCCUGCCGUACGACGAACCUGCUAGAACCUGUCCUAGAAGCACCAACUCCUUCGAGCCAAUUCACAAGCCUCGCACUAACCUAAGUGGGCAACUCGCGCGACUCACUGCCAAAACCAAUGGCCAGAAAGUUCCCACUGUGCAAUUGUACAAACCCCAAGCCCAAGCCCAAACCCAAUGCCAAAGUAGCCAGAGCUGCUGCGACAGCAAGAGCUACUGCUGUAAGACCCAGAAUUAUUGUUGUUCCACCGAAACCCGCUGCCAGUCGAGCGGGCAAUGUUCGAAGAACACCCGCUGUCAAACCGGGAAUCAAUGUCAGACCCAGAAUUACUGUCAGGACGGUAUCCACUGUGAGCCCUCUCGUAAAACCCAGAGUUUAGUAGACCCACCAAAUUUGUCAUCCCACCCGGAUCUAGGUACCGGAGUCGGUGGUCUCGGUGGUGCCGGGUCGAAGAGCGGAUCGUUCGCUGGCAGCACGGCGCCAAAGCGAGGAAGGGGAAUCCUAAAUCAAGCGACUGGACCGGGAUCACGAUUGCCCCUCUGCGCCCAUUGCAACUCUUACGUCAGGGGGCCAUUCAUUACUGCCUUGGGACAAAUUUGGUGUCCUGAUCACUUCGUUUGCGUCAACACUCAAUGUCGUCGACCACUGCAAGAUAUCGGAUUCGUAGAGGAAAAGGGACAACUCUACUGCGAGUAUUGCUUCGAACGUUUCAUUGCACCAACUUGCAGCAAAUGCAACAGCAAGAUCAAAGGAGACUGUCUGAACGCAAUUGGAAAACAUUUCCACCCUGAUUGCUUCAAAUGCUCGUAUUGUGGCAAACUCUUUGGCAACAGCCCAUUCUUCCUCGAAGAGGGAUUGCCCUACUGUGAAGCAGAUUGGAACGAGCUGUUCACGACAAAAUGUUUCGCGUGUGGAUUCCCAGUCGAAGCUGGAGAUCGCUGGGUAGAGGCCCUGAACAAUAAUUACCACAGCCAGUGUUUCAACUGCACGAUGUGCAAGAAGAACCUCGAGGGCCAAAGUUUCUACGCGAAAGGCGGUCGUCCGUUCUGCAAAAAUCAUGCGCGUUAAAAUUCGAUCUUUUAACCGUGUAUGCGUGAAAAAAGGGGGGGCUAAGACGAGGAGUCUGAAAAAAAAAAAAUAGGAAAAAAAAGUUGCGAAGUGAACGCGUAUCUUAGCUUUACAAGCACGAAAAUUCAUUCUUGCACAAAACUGAUAUUCUAUCAAUCGUGAUUAUUUCUUGUUCUUCUUGUUAUGUAUUCGAUCGACGACAACUAACCCAAACAAAAAAAAAAACGAAAAAAAAAAGAAACGAGUGGGUGUUGAGAACACCCCGCUGAAUAAUCGUAGGACGAUCAGCGGAAAUAUUUAUUUCACGAACCACGAGUACGCCAAUUCUUUUUGAACGCGAACUAAUUUUAUCGAAAUACUUGUACUUCCUCGAUACAUAAAAACCUUCUUCUGCUUUUUAUCGAAAGCAGAACUCCUUGAGGUCGCAUUCAAGUCGAUUGAAAGUUGGGAAAAAAUGUGUCCUUCGUGUGUACUUCGAGGAUCCUCAAUAACGACGAACACUAUCCAGAAUCGCCCGCGCGAUUAUUCGAACAAUUAUGUGUAUCAGCAACGACGCGAUUUAUCCAACGAUUAAUAAAUUACGAUUGGGAAAAAUUGUCGCGGCUCGAUAUAUCGAACGAAAGGCUUAAACGAUCCGCCUAAAAACUUUGCCAGGCUGCUCGAUAAUUAAUUCUAUCGAGAAAAUAAUAAACGAGGGAAAACGCAGUCACGUAACCCGUGCGCUUCCGAUUCCCAGAUUAGAGUCUCGCACUCUGGGGCGAAGGUUA
Habropoda laboriosa is the source of this 6996-nucleotide messenger RNA. RefSeq names its product PDZ and LIM domain protein Zasp (gene Zasp52). Lineage: Eukaryota; Metazoa; Arthropoda; Insecta; Hymenoptera; Apidae. Gene Ontology annotation, cellular component: filamentous actin; adherens junction; stress fiber. The coding region runs from base 371 to 6229 and encodes 1952 amino acids. The record is from RefSeq and is a predicted model, not a curated record. Gene Ontology annotation, molecular function: actin binding; muscle alpha-actinin binding. The transcript is spliced from 16 exons. Gene Ontology annotation, biological process: muscle structure development; actin cytoskeleton organization; heart development.